Penicillium longicatenatum is the source of this 492-nucleotide messenger RNA. RefSeq lists its product as uncharacterized. NCBI's taxonomy places the organism in Eukaryota, Fungi, Ascomycota, Eurotiomycetes, Eurotiales, Aspergillaceae. The transcript is spliced from 2 exons. The record is from RefSeq and is a predicted model, not a curated record. The coding region runs from base 1 to 492 and encodes 163 amino acids.
AUGGUCCUUACGGAGGCCCUGGUGGCCCUCCUCCAGGUCCGCCCAGAAGAUGGGAGGGAUCUGGCCCUCAUGGUCCCCCUCCACCAGGCCCCCGUAAUGACCCUCGUGGCUGGGGUGGUCCUGAUCCUCGUGGUCCUCCUCCCCCCGCCUGGCCCUCCCGAAGGCCCUCGUGGCUGGGAAGGCCCUGGCCCUUAUGAUCGUCCUCCCCCGCCAGGCCCCCGUGAUGACCCUCGUGGCUGGGAAGGCCCUGUCCCCCGUGGCCCUCCUCCUCCAAGCCCACCCGGAAGAUGGGAAGACCCUGGCUCUCGUGGCCCUCCCCCGCCUGGCCCUUAUGAUGCCCCUCCCACACCCGGCCCCCGUGGAGGCCCAGGUGGUUGGGGUGGUCCUGACCCUCGUGGUCCCCCUCCACCUGAUCCUCGUGAAGUUCCUGGUGGCUGGGGAGGCCCUGGUCCCCAUGGCGGGCCUUAUGGUAGACCGCAUGGUGGAUGGUAA